Messenger RNA from Chaetomium fimeti, 2243 nucleotides. Its product is annotated as AFG1-like ATPase-domain-containing protein. Gene Ontology annotation, molecular function: ATP hydrolysis activity; ATP binding. Gene Ontology annotation, cellular component: mitochondrion; cytoplasm. Gene Ontology annotation, biological process: protein quality control for misfolded or incompletely synthesized proteins. The record is from RefSeq and is a predicted model, not a curated record. The coding region runs from base 336 to 2033 and encodes 565 amino acids. Lineage: Eukaryota; Fungi; Ascomycota; Sordariomycetes; Sordariales; Chaetomiaceae. The transcript has 3 exons.
GCCGCAACGCCGCAACGCCGAACCGUCUGACGACACCAACCGAACUCAUCCGUCAUAAGGUUUGAAGAGGGAGACAUACUGAAUUUUGGACAUCGAUAUUCGAGGACCAAGCAAUAUUUUCAGGGUAAUUUUGCUGGUUUUUAUUAUUGUAUCAAUUCGCAAUCCAAUUCGAUACGCUCGGUCGUUCCCUCAGCAAGACUGCUGCCUUUGACCCUUCUCGAAUCCCCCCACUCAAAUACCGCGCAGGUUUCGUUCCCGCGCUCUGCGAUGUAUGCUACGCAAUAACGCUAGACUUUGCUGCUUUGUAUCCGACACUACCGAUACCGAGAGGAGCCAUGCCCUCGCGCCUGCGCCGCCUCCCACCGAGGACCUCCCUCAGCGCCGUGUCUCGAGCCCUUCGGACGACGCCGAGCUGCCCCCACCAGCGCGCAUUCCGUCCAACAUGCGCGUACUCGACAAACGUGGUGCGGAGGACCCGUGGGUCGCCAGGCCUUGAGCGCCGCUUCCGCGCGGCGUCGCACGUUGUGUUUCCCGCCACGUUUGUCGCGGGACAGCGAAGACGAGCGUCGGUCGCGGCGGCAGAAGCUGUCGAGAAUACUAAUACCGAGGAUAUUGGACCAAUACAAGAGUACGACCGGCGAGUAGCAAACGGCGUGCUCCGAAACGACGAACACCAGAGAGGGAUAAUUCAGAGUCUGCAGCACCUACACGAAGAGUUACGACACUAUCACGCCCCGCCCGUCGUGCAACCGACGAUCGAGUCCUUGAAGCCCAGCAAGUCCCUCUUCUCGUGGUUCGGGAGCAAGCCGCCCAGGCGCGCGAUCCCCGGCAACCUCCCGCGGGGGCUCUAUUUGUACGGCGACGUGGGCUGCGGCAAGACGAUGCUGAUGGACCUCUUCUACGACACGCUGCCGGCGAGCGUGCGGUCCAAGACGCGGAUCCACUUCCACAACUUCAUGCAGAGCGUGCACCAGCGGCUGCACAAGAUGAAGCUGCAGUACGGGGGCGACGUGGACUGCGUGCCGUUCGUGGCGGCCGAGAUCGCCGAGCAGGGCAACGUGCUCUGCUUCGACGAGUUCCAGUGCACCGACGUGGCCGACGCCAUGAUACUGCGCCGCCUGCUCGAGUCGCUCAUGUCGCACGGCGUCGUGCUCGUCACCACCUCCAACCGCCACCCGGACGAGCUCUACAAGAACGGCAUCCAGCGCGAGUCCUUCAUCCCCGCCAUCCAGCUCCUCAAGACCCGCCUGCACGUCAUCAACCUCGACUCCACCACCGACUACCGCAAGAUCCCGCGCCCGCCCUCGGGCGUCUACCACACGCCCCUCGACGCGCACGCCGCAUCCCACGCCGAGAAAUGGUUCCGCUUCCUCGGCGACCCGGACACGCCCACCCCGCACCAAGAGGUCCAGCGCGUAUGGGGGCGGGAGAUCGUGGUGCCGCGGGUGAGCGGGCGGUGCGCGUGGUUCACCUUCGACGAGCUGAUCGGGCGCGCGGCGGGCGCGGCCGACUACCUGGAGCUGAUGCGGUCGUACGACGCCUUCGUGGUGACCGAGGUUCCCGGCAUGACGUUCCGGCAGCGCGACCUCGCGCGCCGCUUCAUCACCUUCGUCGACGCCGUCUACGAGUCCCGCGCCAAGCUGGUCCUGACCACCGCCGUGCCGCUGCCCGAGCUGUUCGUCUCGCGCGCCGAGAUGCGCGAGUCGCUGCUCGCGCGGCGGCGGCGGGAGCAGGAGAAGGGGAGGAAGGGAACAGAUGGCGGCGACGACGAUGACGUCACGGCGGCGGCGGUGGACGAUGCUACGGACCAGGUGCUGGACGACCUGGAGCACAACGCCGGGCAGCUGGCCAAGUCGAACCUGUUCAGCGGUGACGAGGAGGCGUUUGCCUUCGCGCGCGCGCUGUCCCGGCUGAGCCACAUGGGCAGCAAGGAGUGGGUGGAGAGGGGCAUGGGCUUGGAGAGCCAGGGCGGCAAGCCGGAGCACGACAGCUGGACCAAGACGCGGAGUCGGCAGAUGGAGGACAGCAUGUGAAGGAGAUGGAUGUUGGGUGGCUGGGGAGCAUUAUACCCUGUCGAACCGUGGGUUUUGUGCAUCGCAUAUAGAGGUUACGGAUAGGCAUUUUGCAGCGUUUCUAGAAGGGGAGACACUGGAAUACAGACAUUUGACGACAACGAGCAAGACUCAUAAUAAUUGGUGGCGCGAAAGGGUAUCUAUCGUGAUUACCAACACUCCUGAACGCUU